UAAAAGCCUCCAACAACAAAGUGAUCGAAGUUCCUCUUUUGACCCUUUCACUCUUCCUUCCACGAUCCUUCUCAUCAAACCCCAAAUCAUCAAAAGUUAGAUAAAAGGUUCUGAAAUCUCUGCUACUGAGUGCGUAAUCACUAGGAUCUGGGGUAAUUUUGUUGAUGGGUGCUUGUUGGAGUACUCGGAUUAAGGCUGUGAGUCCUUCCAACACAGGGUUCACUUCUAGAAGUGUCAGCAGGAGCGGCUAUGACACCAGUUCAAAUAGCAGGAACUCAUCAGCUUCCAUAUCUGUCACUUCUCGGAGUGAGGGUGAGAUCUUGCAAUCUUCCAACUUGAAAAGCUUCAGCUAUAAUGAGCUAAAGGCAGCCACAAGAAAUUUUCGCCCGGAUAGUGUCUUGGGGGAGGGUGGGUUUGGUUCAGUUUUCAAGGGCUGGAUUGAUGAGCAUUCACUUGCUGCCACCAAACCAGGAAUAGGCAUGAUUGUUGCUGUGAAGAGACUUAACCUAGAUGGAUUCCAGGGUCACAGAGAAUGGUUGGCUGAAAUCAACUAUCUUGGGCAACUACAGCAUCCGAACCUUGUCAAGUUAAUAGGAUACUGUUUUGAGGAUGAGCAUCGGCUUCUGGUUUAUGAAUUCAUGCCUAAGGGUAGCAUGGAAAAUCAUCUGUUCAGACGAGGUUCUUACUUUCAGCCAUUCUCUUGGAAUUUGAGGAUGAAAAUAGCCCUUGGGGCUGCAAAGGGCCUUGCUUUUCUCCAUAGUACAGAACCUAAAGUCAUAUACCGUGACUUUAAAACUUCAAAUAUCCUGCUUGAUACUAGCUACAAUGCCAAACUUUCUGAUUUUGGGUUGGCCAGAGAUGGUCCAAUUGGUGAUAAAAGCCAUGUCUCUACUAGGGUCAUGGGAACCCGUGGAUAUGCAGCUCCAGAGUAUCUAGCAACAGGUCAUCUCACUGCCAAGAGCGAUGUAUAUAGUUUUGGGGUAGUUCUUUUGGAAAUGAUAUCAGGAAGACGGGCGAUAGACAAGAACCAGCCAACUGGAGAGCACAACCUUGUUGAAUGGGCCAAGCCUUACCUAUCUAAUAAACGCAGAGUUUUCCGUGUCAUGGAUCCACGUCUUGAAGGUCAAUAUUCACAUAGUCGAGCUCAAGCAGCAGCUGCGCUGGCUGUGCAAUGUCUUGCUAUAGAGCCUAAGUGCAGGCCAAAUAUGGAUGAGGUGGUAAGAGCAUUGGAGCAGCUUCAGGAAUCAAAGGACAUGCAGAAAAAAGGUGGUGAUCAUAAACAGCAUCAUGCACACAAUAAUGGCCUCGGCCGUUCCAGUGGCCACCCUGCUGCACCCAGCAAUGGUAGUGCCGAUGUUCCUAGAAAGGCUUCUGCUUAUCCCAGGCCUUCUGCUUCUCUCCUUCACCCUUGAGAGAAUUUUGUGAAGCAGCAAGCGGGAAGCUGAACACAAGAGGUUCUGAGGUUUAGGUGUGGCAUGAACCAUAAUUAUGCAAGCAAUGUAUAGUUUCUGUUAUUUCUAUGUUGUAUGAGCUACAUUAUAAAUUCUUUUCUUCUUGUGGUCCUGGAUUGUUAGACAUGCAAGUCUAAUAUGAAUCCUUAAGAUGAUUUUGUAUCUUGUAUACAACUGCAACAAUACCUAUGUGGAUGAUGCACUACUUUUUGCUCUUGCUUUUAAUAUGUAAAAA
Abrus precatorius (Indian licorice) is the source of this 1686-nucleotide messenger RNA. Its product is annotated as receptor-like cytoplasmic kinase 176. Gene Ontology annotation, molecular function: ATP binding; protein kinase activity. The transcript is spliced from 7 exons. NCBI's taxonomy places the organism in Eukaryota, Viridiplantae, Streptophyta, Magnoliopsida, Fabales, Fabaceae. The record is from RefSeq and is a predicted model, not a curated record. Bases 165 to 1412 code for a protein of 415 amino acids. Gene Ontology annotation, biological process: protein phosphorylation.